Messenger RNA from Aspergillus nidulans FGSC A4, 1729 nucleotides. Its product is annotated as protein amyD. The record is from RefSeq and is a predicted model, not a curated record. Gene Ontology annotation, molecular function: catalytic activity; calcium ion binding; alpha-amylase activity. Bases 1 to 1659 code for a protein of 552 amino acids. The transcript has 2 exons. Gene Ontology annotation, biological process: carbohydrate metabolic process; carbohydrate catabolic process. Gene Ontology annotation, cellular component: extracellular region. NCBI's taxonomy places the organism in Eukaryota, Fungi, Ascomycota, Eurotiomycetes, Eurotiales, Aspergillaceae.
AUGAAAAUCCUCCCAUCCUUGCGCUUGGCCUACAUCAUGACUGUUCUCUCCGUCCUCAACAUCUCGAACGCCGCCACCACUGCAGAAUGGAAAGCGCGCUCUAUCUACCAGACAAUGACAGACCGUUUUGCGCGCACCGAUGGCUCGACCACGCACGCCUGCAACACGACCGCUGGUCUAUACUGCGGCGGGACUUGGCGCGGCACUAUCAACCAUCUCGAUUACAUCCAAGGGAUGGGGUUUGACGCGGUGAUGAUUUCGCCCAUCAUCGAGAAUAUCGGCGGCCGCGUGUCCUACGGUGAGGCGUACCAUGGGUACUGGCCGCUCGAUCUGUACAGUCUAAACGACCAUUUCGGAACGCAUCAGGAUCUGCUGGAUUUGAGUGCCGCCCUCCACGAGCGGGGCAUGUAUCUCAUGAUGGACACGGUUAUCAACAACAUGGCGUAUAUGACGGAUGGAGAUGACCCUGCUAAGAACAUCGACUAUUCGGCGUUGACCCCGUUCAACAAGAGCGAGUACUACCAUCCGUAUUGCAAGAUCAAGGACUGGAAUGACUACCAUGAUGCGCAGUGGUGCCAAACCGGUGACAAUAAGGUUGCCCUCCCUGACCUAUACACUGAGCGUAAAGACGUGCAGGACACCUUGAUCAGCUGGGCGAAAGGUAUUGUGAAAACAUACUCGAUUGACGGGCUGCGCAUUGACGCUGCCAAACACGUCAACACCGGGUUCCUGAAGACAUUUAGCGACUCCGUCGAUAUGUACGUGACCGGCGAAGUCCUUCAACGCGAAGUCGACAUCAUCUGCAACUACACGGAGAACUACAUUGACAGUGUGCCCAACUACCCAAUCUACUAUUCCAUGCUGGACGCCUUUACCCAAGGGAACACUACCUCGCUGUACCACCAGGUCGAGAACAUGAAGAAGUCCUGUCGCGAUGUCACCACCCUCGUAUCCUUCUCCGAAAACCAUGAUGUUGCGCGCGUGCCGAGCUUCAAUGAUGACAUGGCGCUCGCCAAAAACAUCCUCACCUUCACCAUCCUCUUCGACGGCAUCCCCAUGAUCUACCAAGGGCAGGAACAGCACCUUUCCGGCGACGGAACACCCAAGAACCGUCAGGCCGUCUGGCUGUCGGCGUACAACACCGAUUCCGAAUUGUACAAGCUGAUUGCUACGCUUAACAAAAUCCGCAAGCACGUCAUCUCCCUUGGCUCGGACUACCUUGAUGAACAGACCGUCCCCCUCUACCGCGGGGGAAGCGAGCUGGCAUUUAGUAAAGGCGUUGAGGGCCGGCAGAUUAUUAUGUUGCUUUCUGGUCAGGGCAGUAAGGGUGACCCUUACACAUUGACCCUGCCGGUUAGCUAUAAUGCCGGCACCACGGUUACGGAUGUGUUGCACUGUGUUAAUUAUACGAGUGUCGGGAGCGGCGAGCGUGCGGGGGAGCUUGAUGUGCCCAUGAGCAAGGGGGAGCCGCGGGUUUUCUUCCCGGCAGACCUGAUGGAAGGAAGUGGGCUUUGUGGACAUGCUGGGGGGAACGUUAGUCUAGCGAAGUUAGAGACAGGGAAGGAUAGGGUGGUUUCAGGUGGAAGGAUUGUUGGUGAAGCCAAUGCUACCUUGGUGAUGAUUAUGUCGGUGCUAGCGGGCGUACUGCUUUUGGCGUGAUUUGAUCUGUUUUCAUCUUUUUGCCUCUUCAUUUUCACGCCAGUGAUACCCAGGUACAUAAUCAGACCUG